AACUCGUGCUUUCAAGUAUAGGCCCUAGGAAUAGUCGCUUGAUGAGAAACGUUGGAGGAAAAGUUGGAGGCGUGUAACUCGCACCCAUGGUCCUGCCGAGUUUGAAGGGAAAACGAAAACGGUUAAUCGACUCCUGGAAUUCUAGGCCACGGUAAACAGUGACUAGCAGCAAGCUUGUGCCAGUAGUAUCAUCUCAACUGCCACUCAAGCAACUGCUCAUAUUCAUAAGCUUUACCAAUGAAUAGCUUUGGUGUAUGAUUUAGCAACACUGAACGACACCACCAACCAAGUCGGUAGCCGGGAUUAGUCAACUCAACUGGAGGGCCUUUUACAAAGAAACACUCGAGCGGUGAUCGUCAGAAGAUAAACGAACCCUGAGAGUAAAUAUCGGUGCUUUGAAAUUCGUGAAGAGCGAGGCACGGGGAGUGCCAGUCGGUUGCCAGUUGCCGGCGAAUUCUCGACGGGGAGGACCUCGCUGGACACGGCGGAGCUCAAGUGCCAAACUCCGGUGAAGGGCAUUAUUGUAGAUUCUUACUGCAGAAGCUAUCCUAUCAUUGAUUGGGCCGUGACGAUGACGUCACGCUGAAGUCUUGCCUCUGCGUUGCCUCUGCGUUUUCACCAGUCAAGGAGUACAGUGGAUUCUACACAGCUACGCAGGUAAAUCCACCCCUCACCGCCAUGGACAACACGUCCCUGCCCGGCGUGGGCGUGUCGGAGGGCGUGACCGUAGGGGGCGGGGCCAAUGAGGAAGACGUCAUCUUGAGGAGCAUCUCUCCCAUCCUCCUUGGCAUCAUGUCGUCUCUGGCACUGAUUGGCGUGGUGCUGGCCGUGGCUUUCAUGAUCUUCAAUGUCAGAUACCGACAGAGCCGGCUCAUAAAAAUGUCAAGUCCCAAUCUCAACAUCCUCAUCGGCAUCGGGGCCGUUUUUAUCUACGCAUGCGUGGUGCUGUUCGGCAUUGACGUAGGUGUGACGUCAUCAGAUGACGUACUGGGGAUUCUUUGCAAGGUGCGUGUAUCUUUGAUAACCCUUGGAUUCACGUUAAUCUAUGGAUCCAUGUUCAGCAAGGCGUGGAGAGUCUACAGAAUAUUUGCCCACGCUGCGACCAAGAGAAUGGUGAUCCGAGAUGGUCGCUUGAUGACGAUGGUUGGCAGCUUGCUUCUCCUCGACUUCGUGGUGCUAGCACUAUGGCUGAUUCUGGACCCUCCGAACAUCGAGCAAACGAUUCUAACUGCUCGCCAAGACGAUGCAUCGUCUUCCACGCUAGAGGGAGUCCUUGUCUGCCAGUCGAAGCACACAGAGGUGUGGAUGACAGUCCUCUUCACCGUCAAGGCCUUCAUCCUGUUGCUAGGCACCCACCUCUCCUGGGAGACCCGCAACAUCACCGUGCCCUCCAUGAACGACGCCAAGUGUAUUGUAGUCAGCGUGUACACCUGUGUCAUCCUGGUCGCCAUGGUGACAGCGUUGAUGACGAGUCUAGAGGCGUGGCCCAAUGCUUGGUACUGCUGCCUGUCGGUGGUCAUGCUGAUUUGUCCCACGGAGAUGCUACUUUUGCAGUACAUUCCAAAGAUAAGGGCAUGGCGAAGCAACCCUGAGGCUAGCUACAGCAUGUCCCGCUCUCUGACUACAUCCUACUUAGCAACGGCACGGCAACGCUCCUUGGCGGAGGUUGAGGAAGAGCUAUUUCUACUGUCCAAGGAGAAUGCAUCCUUGAAGAGGUCCUUGUCAGAGAAAGACAACACCAUCGAGGUUCUCCAUGAACAUGUGGGAUCAGCCAAAGAGAAGCUGCGACUACUCUCGGUGGAUCCAGACAUGCGCCAGGACAGCGGCUGCGACUUUGACAUGUCCUCCUCUUCCACUUGCCAGGAGGACCACGACCAUAUAGGAGUGCGCCCCCCUGACGUGGUGAAGGACGAGCCACGGGAUGGCGACAUCAACGAAAAUGAGAGGACACCGGAGCACGAUCCUCACAAGUUGUCCCUGAAGUACAACGUGGCUGCACUGGAGCGGCAGCACCUGAAACGCAGGCACGGCAGGGAAGGCGGGAGCAUACGAAGCAUCGGCAGCGUGAAAUCCGUCAAGGAGUUUGAAGACCUACGCGAGUCCAUCGCCCAUGAGCUUCAUCAGGCUGCUGAUUUGUCGCUGAACCUCCGGGAAGCCAUAGCCCAUGACCUCCACUCCUGCCGCACCACACCGAUGUACAUGGUCAUCGCAGACACGGAGAAAGAACUGGCAGGGGUCCUGAAGGACUCCUACAAUCUAGACGGUGAUAACAUCUCGAUAUCAAGCAGCACCUUCACCUAUGAUAACCCUGUCUUUACGCGAAACCAGAAGGGCAGGCGCAGCGUUGACAGUAUGUGUGCCUGCAACAGUCGGCAGUCCAGUUUCAGAUCCGUGGCAGAUCUUGCCUUGGAAUUCUCAGAGAGGGGCGGUCGCGGUGCUCCCUCAGUAUCAAGGACCCUUCAGUGGCCACAGUAUAGACCACCCCAGAUGGUGGAUGGAGACAGAGAACUACCGCGUGUUGUCAAGAGCUCAGAGACAAAUGGCUCUGCCCCCAAGAUGACAAAAAGUGUUUAUCACACUUAUGUAUGAUACAAGAUACUACCCUUGUAACGUGCUUAUAAACAGUAACAUUUUCAGUGGAUACAAUCAAAUGACGCACCAAGUACAGAUGUGAUUAUGGUUUUACUAGUAAUACAAUGUUGACGACUUUAUCAAGCAGUCUUUUGGAAAAAAUGUUGCAAACUGACGCCACUUCGGCGAAGAAAUGGAGAGUCAAGAAAAUAUUCCCAGUAUUUCCUAACAAAAUUGGAAAUAUUUCUCAGUCCCAGAUUCAUGUCUUAUCAUCAUUUUUGCAAUGAAUGACCUUUAUUGAGAUGUUAUUAUGAAGAGAAAAGUGGUGCAAGGUUGCAACAUUUUUUCCAGUCUUUUUAAUGUUUGCACAAAAAUGAUUGAGGAAUGCUGUCCCCUCCUCUGCAGAUGACAAACUGCACUGGUAGGACCUACCUAUUCCUUGGUUAACCUGCGAAAUAUGCAAACUGUUAUGCACAGAAGUUUCUGCUAUGGAACCGGUUACCAGAGAUUCUGUACUUACAGGGCGAUUUAUAAUGGAUCAUUUACAUUUGGGGAUCAUUUCCAUUUCUAACACUAUUUUGUGAUUGUAUUUUGAGCCCGUCCCCUCGUUUUUAUCAUUCCAGUUUAAAAAAAAAAUGACUCUAAGGCCCAAAAAAAUAAUAAGUCGGUCAGCGCGCGCGUCGAUUUUAAUCAU
This is a messenger RNA of Patiria miniata (bat star), 3265 nucleotides long. RefSeq names its product gamma-aminobutyric acid type B receptor subunit 2-like. The record is from RefSeq and is a predicted model, not a curated record. The transcript is spliced from 10 exons. Bases 679 to 2589 code for a protein of 636 amino acids. Lineage: Eukaryota; Metazoa; Echinodermata; Asteroidea; Valvatida; Asterinidae. Gene Ontology annotation, biological process: gamma-aminobutyric acid signaling pathway; G protein-coupled receptor signaling pathway. Gene Ontology annotation, molecular function: G protein-coupled GABA receptor activity. Gene Ontology annotation, cellular component: G protein-coupled receptor heterodimeric complex; membrane.